This is a messenger RNA of Cyphellophora attinorum, 2955 nucleotides long. RefSeq lists its product as uncharacterized. Bases 1 to 2955 code for a protein of 984 amino acids. Lineage: Eukaryota; Fungi; Ascomycota; Eurotiomycetes; Chaetothyriales; Cyphellophoraceae. Gene Ontology annotation, molecular function: GTP binding; GTPase activity; U5 snRNA binding. The record is from RefSeq and is a predicted model, not a curated record. Gene Ontology annotation, biological process: mRNA splicing, via spliceosome. Gene Ontology annotation, cellular component: U2-type catalytic step 2 spliceosome; U4/U6 x U5 tri-snRNP complex; cytosol. The transcript has a single exon.
AUGGAUGACCUCUACGACGAGUUCGGAAACUUCAUCGGCGAAGUCGCCUCCGACGAGGAAGAAGGCCUCCAAGAUGGCGACGCGGUGGGCCAGCAGUAUGUCUACAACGAGGACUCAGAUGGCGCCGAAGAGCCAGCGGCGACAAACGGGGACAUGGACGUUGACGAGCAGCCUAUGUCGAACGCAGUCGUGCUUCACGAAGACAAGCAAUACUACCCGACCGCGCAGCAAGUCUAUGGCGAGGAUGUCGAGACUAUGGUACAGGAGGAAGAUGCACAACCACUGUCUGUGCCCAUAAUAGCGCCUGUCGCGCAAAAGAAGUUCCAGGUGCAGGAGGCAGAUCUGCCACCAGUUUACUACUCGAGAGAGUUCAUGAGUGAUCUACUGAGCUUCCCAGAAGGUAUAAGGAAUAUUGCGAUCGCAGGGCAUUUACACCACGGUAAGACUGCUUUUGUGGAUAUGUUGGUCAUGCAGACACACGACUUGCAGGAAAGGAUGGACAGAAAGGUCGGGAAGAAGAGGGACGAGCAGUUGCGGUACACCGACACCCACUUCUUGGAACGGGAAAGAGGCGUCAGCAUAAAGAGCGCGCCCAUAAGUCUGGUCAUGCAAGGAACAAAAGGCAAAUCACAUCUGCUCAACAUCAUCGAUACUCCAGGACAUAUCAAUUUUGUGGACGAAGUGGCCUCGAGUCUGCGACUAGUCGACGGUGUUGUGCUUGUGGUCGAUGUUGUGGAAGGUGUGCAAGUCGGUGCUGAGCAGGCGAUCAAACAUGCCGUGUUAGAGGAUCUGCCUAUGGUCUUGGUGAUCAACAAAAUGGAUCGCUUGAUCCUGGAAUUAAAGCUGCCACCAGCCGACGCGUACUUCAAGUUGAAGCAUGUGGUGGAGGAAGUCAACACAAUCAUCGAAAACACCAUGCCCGGGCAAGGCGAGCAGAGGAGAUUAUCACCAGAGAAGGGCAACGUUGCUUUUGCGUGUUCAGAGAUGGACUGGAUAUUCACUCUACCCUCAUUCGCGAAGAUGUAUGCCGACACAUUCGCCAAGGUCGAUGCCUACGAAUUUGGUCGCAGACUUUGGGGCGACAUCUUCUUCAAUCCCGGUAGCCGGAAAUUCACGAGGAAAGCGGUCGAGGAGGGCGCACGGAGAGCGUUUGUGCAUUUUGUGCUUGAGCCGAUCUACAAGCUGUACUCACACACGAUCAGCGAGUCACCUCAGGACCUGGCCUCGACACUAGCGUCAUUGAACAUUUCUCUGAAGCCAGCUCAGCUGAAGUCCGACGCGAAAGUAUUACUCAAGCUUGUUUGCGCCCGAUUCUUCGGACCGGCUAACGGCUUUGUUGACAUGGUCACAACACAUAUUCCAUCACCUGUCGAGGGCAACCAACGGCAAGUCGAGAAAUACUACACAGGUCCUCACAAUCAGGACUCGCCAGCAGUGGAAGCUAUGCUGAAGUGUGAUGCUGACGGCCCACUUAUCGUUGAGAUCACGAAGCUGUUUACUGAUUCAGAUGUGAAGAAUUUCAAUGCUUUUGGUCGUAUCCUGUCAGGGACCGCCACGUCAGACAUGCCGGUACGCGUCUUGGGCGAGUCGUUCAGUCUCGAUGAUGAGGAGGAUGCAGCGAACGCUACCAUCACAGCCGUCCACUUAGCAUGUAGUCGGUACAACAUACCAGUCUCAGGUGUUCCAGCUGGCAACUUGGUCCUCCUAUCCGGCAUCGACAAUUCGAUAUCGAAAACGGCAACAGUAGUGUCUCCCAAUGUCGAAGAACCAUACAUCUUCACGCCGAUCCGACACUACACGGAAUCAGUCUUCAAGAUCGCCGUCGAGCCAGUCAACCCGUCCGAGCUCCCCAAGAUGCUGGCAGGUCUGCGACAAAUAAACAAAUCGUACCCUUUGGUCACCACCAAAGUCGAAGAAAGCGGCGAGCAUAUCGUCCUUGGUACAGGCGAGCUCUAUAUGGACUGCGUUCUGCACGACCUGCGUACACUCUACGCCGAAAUGGACAUCAAGGUGUCCGAUCCAGUCACCCGCUUCUGCGAAACCGUCACAGAGACCAGCGCAAUCAUGUGCUACGCACUCACGCCGAACAAGAAGAAUAAAAUCACUAUGAUCUCCGAACCCCUGGACGACGGCAUCGCCCAAGCCAUCGAGUCUGGCGUUGUCAAAAUCCGCUCUCCGAUACGGCAGGUCGCCAAGUUCUUCGAAGAACAAUAUGACUGGGACAAGCUCGCGGCACGUUCGAUUUGGGCUUUUGGGCCAGAAGAAAUGUCGCCAAACAUCCUCUGCGACGACACUCUACCUUCCACAACCGACAAGAAACUCCUCAAGUCUGUCCAAGAGAGCAUCAAGCAGGGAUUCAGCUGGGGCACCCGCGAGGGCCCCUUGUGCGAAGAGCCGAUUCGUAAUGCCAAAUUCCGCGUCACGAGUGCGGAUCUUGCCAGUGAGCCAAUCUAUCGCGGUGGCGGGCAAAUCAUUCCUACCGCCCGCCGUGCCGUCUACAGCAGCUUUCUAAUGGCACAGCCUCGCCUCAUGGAACCAGUGUACUCCGUCUCAGUCACAGGCCCGACCGAUUCCGUAUCCGUGCUCUACAAUGUGCUCACGAAGCGCCGCGGGCACGUCGUAUCCGAUGGCCCCGUGGCUGGAACACCGCUUUACCACGCCAAAGCCCUCCUGCCAGUGAUAGAUAGCUUCGGCUUCGAGACAGACCUGCGCAUCCAGACGCAAGGAGCGACGAGCGUCCAGAUGGUGUUCGAGCGUUGGGAGACCGUGCCUGGGGAUCCGAUGGACAAGAUGCAAAAGACCCGGCCACUGGAGAUGGCAGAUGCCAGGGGUAUGGCACGAGAUUUCGUGCUCAAGACGAGAAGGAGAAAGGGUCUGAGUGAGGACGUGGACGUGAAGCGAUUCUUGGAGGCGGAACUUUUGCAAGGUCUCAAGGAGAGUGGUGUGCUGGAUUGA